AUGGCCUCCUGCAUCCUCCUCCUGGGCACCCUCCUUCUGCUGCUGCCUCCACCCACCCCAGCCCCCUGCCACACUGCCGUGCGAUCUGAGUGCCAGAAGUACCGCCACCACUAUGUGCCUGGCGUGCAGCUGGCUGGGGAAGGCAUAGACAUAACCACUCUCAAGCACUCGAACCAUUUCCCAGUGGACAAGCAGCAAGUCCAGCGGCCCGAUGGCACCUGUACCCUCUGCCACAGCCCUAAGAAGCCAGAGGAGCUCUGGAUCCUGCCCCUAGCAUUCACCGACUGGCGCACCCUAGGCACCAACUGCCAUAGCAAGGUGAGCAAGUCUAAUGCCAUCUCCACAGAGGCCGUUGUCAGAGAAGUGACCAAGAGCAUCACCAACGACUGGAAGGUGGGGCUGGAUGUGUCCGCCCCCAUGGACAGCAAAGUACAGGUGACCAUGGCUGGCUCUCACUCCUCGGCGGCCAACUUCGCUGGGGAGAAGAUGCACCAAGACAAGUACAGCUUCAGUAGGGACUUGGUGGAGUGUCGGUUCUACAGCCCCCGGGACCCAUGCCAGUGUAUGUGCCAUGACUCGCAGGUCACCAACCAGGAAUGCUGUCCCCGGCAGAGGGGCCUGGCCCAGCUGGUAGUAACCAUCAUGCAAGCGUGGGGUCUGUGGGGAGACAUCUUCACCGCCACCGACGCCUACGUAAAGGUCUUCUUUGGUGCCCAAGAGCAGAGGACACACACCGUGUGGAACAACAACAACCCCACGUGGAUGGCACAGAUGGACUUUGGGGAUGUGAGUCUCAACACUGGGACACGCCUCAGGGUGCAGGUCUGGGAUGCAGACAUCAUCAAGCAUGAUGACCUUCUUGGUACCUGUGACAGAGCUCCCUACUCCGGAACACAUGAUGUCAUGUGCCACCUGUCCCACGGGCAACUGAAAUUCAAAUAUCACGUCAAGUGUUUGCCACACCUGACAGGGAAUUCCUGCCUAGAGUACGCCCCCAAAGGACGUCUGGGGGAGCCUCCUGGAAACCGGAGUGGGGCAGUAUGGUGA
This is a messenger RNA of Chrysochloris asiatica (Cape golden mole), 1047 nucleotides long. It is a transcript of the gene PRF1, whose product is annotated as perforin 1 (pore forming protein). Gene Ontology annotation, molecular function: calcium ion binding; pore-forming activity. The transcript has 2 exons. The coding region runs from base 1 to 1047 and encodes 348 amino acids. NCBI's taxonomy places the organism in Eukaryota, Metazoa, Chordata, Mammalia, Afrosoricida, Chrysochloridae. The record is from RefSeq and is a predicted model, not a curated record. Gene Ontology annotation, biological process: leukocyte mediated cytotoxicity.